AGCCCGCCGGCUGCAAGCGCGGCGGAGGGCUCCCCGGGCGCAGCGGGCGGCGCGCGCGGCGGCAAGAGCCCUCGGGCGGCCUCGGGGGGGGGCUCGGGGAGACUGGCAGGGCCACUCCCUCCCCUUCCGCGCCCCGAUGCCAUGGUUGUCAAGCUGAGCAUCGAGGGCACGACCGAGGACGGAGGCGUCCGCUUCUACACGGUUCUCGUCACCAACGAGAGCGGGCGAUCAUGGACGGUCGAGAAGCGCUACAGCGACUUCCUCGCCCUCGACGAGAGGCUCAAGCAGGACGGGGCGCUCACGACGGCCGACCUGCCGCCGAAGGCGCAGCACAACGCCCUCGCGAGCGUCAGCUUCUUCGACCGGCGUCGGGGCCUGCUAGAGGCGUACCUGGGCCACCUGGCGAAGCAGGUGCUGCUGAUAGCGCAGAACCGUAUCCUGCACGAGUUCCUCGAGCCGCGCUUCGAGGUUCCCCCUCCUCCUCCACAGGCGAGCGGCGGCGAGGAGGGCGGCGCGCCGGGCUCCGGAGGGCCGACGCAGGACAUCGAGAUGGUAGAGGUCUCGAACUCCUUCGAGGACGGCGACGACCCCUCCGAGCGAUCCGCGGUCGCGGGCCGCGGCCCCCGCCAGGAGGCCCCGGAGCGGCAGGCCGGCACCGGCGCGGACAAGCAGGCUCAGUAGCCCGACUGGCGGCCGCCGUAGGCAAGGGCUAUCAGCUCCGAAGGAGCCCCACUAGAGCAUAGCUGCACUGUGGCGCCGGCUCCGCGCGUUGACUCGCCAGAGCGAUGUCGCGCUCGCUCGCGGCAGUGAGUGCAGAGGCCAGGGUGUUCCGGCGGCGCGCGUUCGACGUGCUCUGGCGUCCUCGUCGGCUCCUGAAGGCUGUCCAGCCUCGGGGUGCUUUCCGGCAGCUGCGCCUCGUCGAGAGCGUUCCGGGGGG
Prorocentrum cordatum is the source of this 937-nucleotide messenger RNA. The record is from the annotation of a GenBank genome assembly. NCBI's taxonomy places the organism in Eukaryota, Dinophyceae, Prorocentrales, Prorocentraceae.